Molecule: messenger RNA, 1223 nt
Organism: Saimiri boliviensis boliviensis (Bolivian squirrel monkey)
Lineage: Eukaryota; Metazoa; Chordata; Mammalia; Primates; Cebidae
Gene: CRLF2
Product: cytokine receptor like factor 2
Biological process (GO): cytokine-mediated signaling pathway
Cellular component (GO): external side of plasma membrane
Molecular function (GO): protein binding; cytokine receptor activity
Source: RefSeq, a predicted model, not a curated record
AUGAGGACGCUCCUUCUGCUGUGCGGAGCUGCCGCCGUCCUGGAGGGAGGCCGGGUGACUUCGGGGCAAGAUGCCACAGGAGAAAGAAUACAAGUUCAGAUCAUCUACUUCAAUUUAGAAGUCGUGCAAAUCACUUGGAACGCCAGCGAAUACUCUGGGACCAGCUUGACGUUCUGUUACAGAUUCCACUCCGAUGAGGCCUAUCACCAGUGCCCCAAGUACAUCGUCCACCAGGGUCACACUUCGGGGUGCCUCCUACACGCACAGCAGAAAGACGACAUUCUCAGUUUCUCCAUCCGGAACGGGACGCACCCCGUUUUCAGCGCCAGUCGCUGGAUCUAUGAGUACCUGAAACCCGGCUCCCCGAAGGCCGUGAGCUUCGAGUGGCGUCGCGACGCAGUCACAGUGACGUGUCCUGACCUGAUGUACAAGUAUCUCGUCUACGAGGUCCAGCACCAGAGCAGAUUCGACUCCAAGUGGCAGUCCAAAGAAAGAGACACCUGCAAUGUCACCAUAGAAGGCUUGGACGCCGAGAACUGCUACUCUCUGCGGGUGAGGGUGAAGGCCUCAGAUGCCGCCUACGGGUCAGACACGUACCCCAGCGACUGGUCGGAGGUGACGCACUGGCAAAGAGGAGAGCGUACCGAUUCAUGCUCAGACACGCCAAAGCCCCCCAAGGCAAAGCCACCCCAGAUGAGUUUAAUUUCCAGCGUGGCUCUCCUGGCGACGCUGCCUCUUCUCGUCCUGUCUUUAUGGAGAUUACAGAGACUGAAGAAAUGUCUCAUGCCCAGCGUGCCAGACCCGAAAUCCACCUUCCCUGGGCUCUUUGAGAAGCAUGAAGGCAACUUUCAGGAAUGGAUCAGAGACACCCAGCACUUGGCCCCCUUGACCAGCCUGGCGGGCGGGGAGCCCGACGCCGGCCUUGAGGAGCCCCUGCUGCUGCAGCUGACCAGCACCGAGCCCGACCCACGCAGGACCAGCGGGGCACAGACCGGGGAGACUGAGGCCCCUGGGACACCCCCGCAGGUUCCCCAGCAGCCCCUCCGAGGCGCUGCUGUGGUCGCUCUUGCCGGCUUUACCUUCGUGAUGAAAGACAGCUCCUACGUGGCGUUAUGACGGACACACGGCUCUCAAACCCAACGGCCAGGCUGUACGGGGACGCUUGAAGUCGGUGGGACCUGCCUGGGAGAACCCCCAUCAUCACGGAGGGGAAUUGCCCACAU